Neoarthrinium moseri is the source of this 759-nucleotide messenger RNA. RefSeq lists its product as uncharacterized. Bases 1 to 759 code for a protein of 252 amino acids. The record is from RefSeq and is a predicted model, not a curated record. The transcript has 3 exons. Lineage: Eukaryota; Fungi; Ascomycota; Sordariomycetes; Amphisphaeriales; Apiosporaceae.
AUGGAGCAUCAACACGGAAUACAACAAGGCGGGCAGCACUACUACCCACAGCAGGAGAAGGGCCCAGGAUAUGUGGACCAACACCAAGGCGCCUACUCGGGCUAUCCCGAUGCGCAGUAUCAAAAUCAACAAUACCACGACCCCAACGGCACGGCGGCGGCACAGCACUACCCAUCUCACGCCGGCGGCGCUGGAGCUCCGGCUCAACCGUCGGGUAGUGGCGCGAAGCGUGGUCUCCUCAUCGGCCUGCUUGUAGCCGUAGUCGUGCUUUUAGCUCUCGUCAUCGGGCUCGGCGCCGGACUUGGCGUCGGUUUGCGCAACGCGAAGUCGGAUCUGGCGGCUGCCCAGGCGUCUCUGUCAUCGACUGCUUCCGCAGCAACUUCAACGCCCGCCUCUACGGCAUCAUCCACACCCACCAAGACUUCUUCCUCCGCAACAGCCAGCGCAACAGCUGACAAGUUUUCAUCGUGUCCUGGUGCUAACAACACGGUCUACACUUCGGACACCGACAGUAAGAAGUUCACUGUUUACUGUGGUCGUGACUACAGUGGUAAGGGCGAGGCCGAUGACCUGAACAGCACCAAAGCCGAGACCAUGACAACAUGUAUGGACACAUGUGCCGGAACGGACGGGUGCGAGGGUGCUGGCUGGGGUUAUAUUGAUGGCAGCGGGCACAUGUGCUACAUGAAGACCAACCUCACGAAGUUCCACAGUGCCGACUCUGGAUGGGAGUUUGCGGUUCUGGACACCAGCUCAUAA